CUCCUCUGCCCUACAGCGUCCAUCUCCGCAGUGCCCAGAAUAUAUAGGAUAUUCUCGGACAGUAUGAUGCGCAGAAGAGGAGCGCGCCAAAAAGACGCCGAGGAAACCUCAAACAUCCAAUGCUACCUCCAAAACCUCUUUCCCCGGCCCUCUCAACACACCUAAGCCCUAUGCUUCAAUCUUCAUCCUCGACCCUCUCAUAACAAUCGAACGCCACCAUGGGAAAUACCACAUCGCCAUCCGCUUCAACAUGGAGACUACCAUCUUGAACUACGAGAACCAGACAGGAGACGGGCACGACCCCUUCUUCCACUCCAUCUGCCUCCAGUACCUCUCCCCUCGGCCCGACGAAGACCUUGCAAUGAAGCCCGAAUCAGACCCCUCCGCCGCACUAACCGUGACGCGCGGCACCGAGACCAGCGUGUCCGGCACCGUGGGCCUCUCGCUCUCUCAAAUGCCGUCCGCGAAUGUGUCCUUGGGGCUGAAUCGGUCUAGGACGCUGACGGUGGAGUAUGCGCUGGCGACGUGGAGUUUGAGCGCGCAUCGGAUUACUCACGUGGGAAGCCUGCGUGAUUCACAGGCGGUGACCGCCCCGGUGAAGAAAGAACCUGCUUCGCAAGAAAGGCCCACGGUGCCUAGGGAGCAAAAGCUCAAUGAGGCGGAAGAGCGUCCGGUGUAUCAGUGGUUCUGGGCUGGCACCCACGGGGAUACGAAGAUGCUGACGCCGGAUUUGAAGCAGACGGUUAAGAGGCAUGUGGUUGUGAAGCGGGCGGUUCCGGUGGCGCUGUUUCCGAGGCGGAAGGAGAAGGGGGAGAGGGCUGACGCUGAAGUGACAAAGUCGGAUAAAGGUAGUGUUAAGACUGAUGAUGAUAUGGCGGCGCCGGAGGACGAUGGUGCGAAGAAGGCAAAAGACGAUCCUAAAACGGCCGAGGAAAACGAAAAAGAAGGGGUCUAUGCAUUGGAAAGCCUGCUAGACUUCAGUUUUCGCGUCCAUGUCCGAGUGAAGAAACGUUUCGGCCGGUUCCACCGAGUCAUGGUCUUGAGCGGCAAUGAGGUGAAAGGAAAGCUCAUGAAACCGGUCUUCGAGCAAAACUUCCGGCUGCGCGCCGAGCCGAGCUGGGAUGGCGUGCCGGAGAGCGACACUCCUGAUAUCAAUGCGUUACUGGGUCAGAUUAAGCAAGAAUAUGCGGGGAAUUACGACGACCUUGAGGAUAAGGACUUCUUCGAGCUGUCAAAUGCUUACAUAGUGAAGCAGCAACGGACUGCGUUUCAGGGAAGAGAGUAUGAUCGGCCGGUAUAUACGACAAUGACGUCUGGGUAAGCUUGAGUAGCAAUUCGCCAGAGAGCAGAUGAGAUGAGUGUUAGUGUAAAUAAAUUUCCGUGUAUUCAAAUCAUUAUGACUGCGA
This is a messenger RNA of Mytilinidion resinicola, 1406 nucleotides long. RefSeq lists its product as uncharacterized. Lineage: Eukaryota; Fungi; Ascomycota; Dothideomycetes; Mytilinidiales; Mytilinidiaceae. The transcript is spliced from 5 exons. The record is from RefSeq and is a predicted model, not a curated record. Bases 251 to 1321 code for a protein of 356 amino acids.